CUGGAUUGGUUGAAGUUACUGGCUGUCCACAUGUGCUUUAACUGCGAUUACAUGAUGUGUUAUGUUAGAAAAAUAUAGACUAAAUAUAACAGUGAUAUAAAAACUGGACAAACCCUAUAACUAAUUUAAGUCACAGUUUGAAGAUGCUGAGUGAUUCUGAGGCUGCAGAGCUGCUCUCCUUCCUGACACCCAACACACGGCCUGAUGUCAAAGGUCACGCCACCGAAUACUUCCUGGGACUGUCGGGAAACAGAGAUGGCUGCCGCUUCCUCCGCACUAAACCUGACAUACUUACUGCCUUGUUUGCGCUGACCUCUGACCCCUCUAUUGCGAUAGUGAAGGACUGUUUUCACGUCAUCAUCAACCUGUCAGCUGACGAGACGCUGCACCAGGUGCUGGUGAAUGAUGUUAAAGUUCUUCCGGUGUUGCUGAAGAACCUCGUGGAUCCAGAGUACCUGUUCUCUGAUCAGAUCUGCACCAUCCUGUCCAACCUGACCCGCCAUGAGAAAACCUGCAAGACUGUGUUCAAGGUCCUCGAGGAGGGAGUUGGUGUGGCUCAGCUGGUGGAGAUCUUCUGCACCGAAGGUUACAACAAAAAGGCGAAGCUCCACUAUCUCGGUCCUCUCCUGUCCAACCUGACACAGCUGCCCGAUGCCAGAAACUACAUGCUGGACAAAGACAGGUGUGUAAUCCAGAGGUUGUUGGCUUUCACUCAGUACCAGGGUUCAGCGGUGAGGAGGGGCGGAGUCAUAGGCACUCUACGCAACUGUUGCUUUGACCAUGCCCAUCAUGAGUGGUUGCUAAGCGACGCUGUGGACAUCUUGCCCUUCCUGCUGCUGCCGCUGGCCGGUCCAGAGGAGCUGAGUGAAGAGGAGAAUGAAGGUUUGCCCGUGGACCUGCAGUACCUCCCAGAGGACAAGAAGAGAGAAGAAGACCCCGACAUCAGAAAGAUGCUGCUGGAAACACUUUUUCUGCUGACAGCAACCAAAUCUGGCCGGCAGACGCUAAAAGACAAGAACGCUUAUCCGAUCCUGAGAGAGUUCCACCUCUGGGAGAAAGACGUCCACGUUGGAGCAGCCUGUGAGAAACUGGUCCAGGUGCUGAUCGGGGACGAGCCGGAGCAGGGCAUGGAGAACCUGAUGGAGGUGGAGAUCCCCGACGACGUGGAGGACAAACUGAAGCAAGCCGACGCCAAAGAACAAGAGGAGCUGGAGAAAGAGCAGAAGAGGAUAGAGGAGGAGGAAAAGGAAGAGGAGAGGAAGAAGAAGGAGACGGAGAAGGAGAACAGUGCUCCAGAGGAGACGGACAGAGAACAACAGGAAGGACUGACACGAUAAAAAAAAAAAAAAACCUGUUUUAGACUUUUUGUAACAUUUCUGCCUUCAGGUGGAUUUUUGUCAUUCGGUCAUCAGUUUCAUUUUACAGCUUUAGUCAGACGGGACGGGACGUUUACAGGAAGAGACGCGCUGCUCGGUGACAUUUAUCAGCUGGUUCGCAGACGGAGUGAUGAUGUCACAGCGGGCGAGAAAGUGAGUAAUGAUACAAAGGAAGGAAGAGUGUUUUCUGUUCUGUCACAAGCUGCGACUACGAUGGAGUUUGAAGGAUGAGGCCGCUUCUGUAUUUUUCUUAUUGUCACUAAAUCUCAUGAUCAGAGCCGAAUGAUCAUAUUCAGUGUUGAAAGUGUAUUUAAACUAAAGUGAAAGCAAAUCAGGUUGAAUGAAUAGUCACAGAGAACAGAAUAGUGUGGCUCAUUGAUGUGUUUUAAAUAGUCUGCAGCACAGAAGAAUAAGAUAUGUGAGGUUUGAAUACACACACAAUACAGAUUCAUUCAUAAGAUUUAUUAACAAUAAGAAAAAUAUAGAAAAUCUUAUUCUU
Messenger RNA from Scomber japonicus (chub mackerel), 1875 nucleotides. It is a transcript of the gene hgh1, whose product is annotated as HGH1 homolog (S. cerevisiae). NCBI's taxonomy places the organism in Eukaryota, Metazoa, Chordata, Actinopteri, Scombriformes, Scombridae. The transcript has 10 exons. Bases 144 to 1337 code for a protein of 397 amino acids. The record is from RefSeq and is a predicted model, not a curated record.